AAUAUCAUUAAUUCCCACUCUAAACUCGCUAUAAAAAUUAUUAUCCCAUUUUCUCUUUCCUAAAACUACAAUGCUGAGCCAAGAGUGCAGAAACCCUAGCCCUAAUUUCUCCAACCCAACAUCUUCUACUGUUUCGGUUAACUCAAACAAUCAAUCAGAUUUUGUAAAAGGGUCGGCGAAGGCGUAUCUGCAUCUCCUGUGCACUGCGAAACACUGGAAACAACCCCUCUUUGAAUGCUGCAAUGAGGAAGGUCCUCCUCACAUCAAACUGUUCACCUUCAAGGUCAGUAUUCUGUCUGAAGUAGGGUUUGUGAUCCUUGAGAGUUAUAGCCAUGCUCGGUCGACCAAGAAAGCCGCGGCAGAGGAUGCAGCCGAGGGGGCGCUCUGGUGCUUGAAACAUAUGACCAUCUGAUGAAGCAAUGAAUGUAUGAUUGUGGGAUCCAAAUCUUGAAAAUUAACUAUUAUGGUUUAGUUAGAAAUCCUAUGCAUUAACUGUAGUGUUUGAUUGUAGGAUCCCAAAAACUUGAAUAAUGAGCACAUGUUCUUUGGAUCAUGUCUGAAACUGAGGUCUUUUUUAAGGAAAUUAGAUUUGGGAUUGAGCAGAUUUUCAUGCUAA
Salvia splendens (bonfire salvia) is the source of this 616-nucleotide messenger RNA. Its product is annotated as RNAse THREE-like protein 1. The coding region runs from base 71 to 412 and encodes 113 amino acids. The record is from RefSeq and is a predicted model, not a curated record. NCBI's taxonomy places the organism in Eukaryota, Viridiplantae, Streptophyta, Magnoliopsida, Lamiales, Lamiaceae. The transcript is spliced from 3 exons.